This is a messenger RNA of Argiope bruennichi, 11010 nucleotides long. RefSeq names its product nuclear factor 1 X-type-like. NCBI's taxonomy places the organism in Eukaryota, Metazoa, Arthropoda, Arachnida, Araneae, Araneidae. The coding region runs from base 299 to 2407 and encodes 702 amino acids. The record is from RefSeq and is a predicted model, not a curated record. The transcript is spliced from 16 exons. Gene Ontology annotation, molecular function: RNA polymerase II cis-regulatory region sequence-specific DNA binding; DNA-binding transcription factor activity, RNA polymerase II-specific. Gene Ontology annotation, biological process: regulation of transcription by RNA polymerase II. Gene Ontology annotation, cellular component: nucleus.
UACGCCACAGCUGUGAACAUAUACCUCCUCUGUGGUUCGCACGCGCGCUCUGAGAAAGGGGGCAAAAGCGAUCGAUAUUCAGUGAUUGAUUUUUGUACCAUUGAAAAACGCACAUCUACACAGUUAAAGUCGCGGCAAGAAGGAGGGUGGACCAAAACGUUAUGAGGAGGAAAUCGGCAAGAAAAAGGCAAAGUUAGGAAUGGAUUGUAAGUUUUAUCUUCAAGCUUUUACCUAAGUGAUCAAAUUGGAUUGAUGGGUCUUGAAAGAUAUCUUAGGAAAUCUUAUAAGAUAAUCUUACAUGCCCAUUUCACAAACAUUGCCUCUGAUGGUAGCCUGUGGGACUCUCUUGAAUUGUAACUCCUCAUUUUCCAGCCCAGACUGCAUGCCUCUGGAUGAAUUCCAUCCAUUCAUUGAGGCUCUGUUGCCUCAUGUGAAAGCCUUCUCGUACACAUGGUUCAAUCUGCAAGCGGCCAAACGCAAAUACUUCAAGAAACACGAGAAGCGCAUGAGCCUUGAGGAGGAAAGGAGGUGCAAAGAGGAACUGCAAAAUGAACGAACAGAGGUAAAACAGAAAUGGGCAUCUCGCCUUCUGGGGAAGCUUCGGAAGGAUAUAACACAAGAAUGCCGUGAAGAUUUUGUUUUGGGUAUCACAGGGAAGAAACGAGUUAGUUGUGUUCUCAGUAAUCCUGACCAAAAGGGUAAAAUGAGGAGGAUAGACUGUCUGCGGCAAGCAGAUAAGGUGUGGCGACUAGACCUUGUGAUGGUAAUCUUGUUUAAAGCUAUUCCUCUGGAGAGCACUGAUGGAGAGCGUCUUGAAAAGUCACCAGAGUGCCUCCACCCCAACCUUUGUGUUAAUCCAUACCACAUCAAUGUCUCCGUCCGAGAACUAGACCUGUAUCUGGCCAAUUUUAUACUCAGCCAUGAAUCGUUAAGUGGUAUUAGAGAUGGCUUAUGUGAUAGCAAUAAAGAAGAUGAAAGAGAAACAGAUUUCGUCUUUCCUUCUGGUGUUUAUACAUCUGCAGAACUGUAUAGGUUGUCCAAAGCCUCUAUAUUGCAAACCACAAGUAAUUGCCAACCAACCCUAAGUACCAUGAUCAAGAUUGAAUCUCCUACCUAUUACUGCAACAGUUAUUCCUCACCUCCUGAUCACCGGGGGCUCCCCUCAGGGCCUCCUUUAGCUUUGCAUCCCCACAACAAUCAUCCUCCAAGUCCUCCAGAAGAACCUCAUAGUAAACGGCUACGUAAGAUGUCUGCCAAUGAUGAUGAUGUCGUUGACAAAGUCCACAACGACAUAUCCAGUUUUUACGGGCAGAGCCCAGCUCAGUUGCACAGCCAAGCCUCUUGGAGUAGUGAUAUUGACCAAGGUGGACCCCUGACCCCACACCCACCCUCCAAGGAAAUUGGUAUCACAGCGGCUGAUGCCGAUCAAUCCUCCAAACUUCAAGAUGGUUUGCAGCAACACACAGCAAUGAACAUGACAUCUCAGGCCUCCAAUAUUAGUGGUCCCCUUCCCCAUUCCAGUCCUUACUACAUCACUCCUGGAAAGUACCAAGAAAAUGGAGACACGCUCUCUGAUUUUGUCAACCUAGUGUGCCAAGAAGCUCAGAAUUCUGGCCCAAGCCCACAAACCAGCCAAGAUUCUGAGGCACAGAGUCCCACAAAAUUGCCACACUUCUACUCCAAUCCGAUGCUUCCUCCUCCCCCACCUGCCCCUAUGGCACGACCUGUAGCCAUCAUACGAUCAACAGGCAAACUCGCUGCAUUUUCUGAGAUCAGCGGUUCUGCUCCAAGCCCUCCAAGCAAUGUGAAUCAGCCCGGGCCUAGGAAUAGUUCCCCUGUCUCUGAAACAUCUCCUGUAGGCAACUCUGUUGUUAGGGACAGUCGGAAGCAGCUGGCUUCUCCGCCAGCUCCUUCUCCAGUUGCUCCUGGUGGCAGCAACGGUCUUGAUGGUUCCCAAAACAACAGAGGAUCUAUGAGUAGUCCUUUCGCUUCUCUACCAAGGCCAGAUAAUAACUUCUCUCACAUUCAUCCACAAACCCACCAGCAGCUCUUCUCAUACACAAACAUCAGCCCAGUGAAUGCGAUGAGUGGUAUGAUCAGCCCCACCAAUUUGAGCAUGUUCACCUCCCCUUCUACUACGCCGCGCACGACCCCUCGCACCACCCCUGUGCCCAGGUGGAAUGCAGCUCCUUUCAUCACCUUAGACGAGAACCUCGAUUACAACAUGAUGGCAGGACUCAUGCCCACCAACCAUACAGACUCUGACCCACCACACAUCAUUGAGACUGAAGGAGAAAUAGAAGAACGCUACUUCACUGUUGUUCACAACAAUGAUGGUGUAGAUGCAAGCAGUCAAACUGCCGGUGGCAGUGCCCCUGUGACUCCUACAAAGUCUCAACCAUCCUAAGUUAACAGAUUUUUAUAUUUUAAAAACCACAUAGAAGUGUACAAUAGAAGGGAAAACACCUUAUCGCCCAAUUCGUUUGUCGAGAUUAUCGUUUUGCUAUUGUUUGAGGGACAGCAGUGACUACACAUACUUACCCACAGCUCCUGGUUGGUGUUGGCAAACUCUCUGCCAAAAGGUUCGCUAAAAUAAUGCAAAAGUACAAAGCAAAGUAAACUCGUAAAAAAAAGUACUCAAGUGUGUGUGCCAGAGACAAUCAAAAGGCGUUGGAUGAAAGGAAACCAAACUAAAAUAAAAGAAAGGAGCAUCAAGACUGGAAUUGAUGCCUUAUCUAAACACCUCACCUUCUGAAGAGGUGCUGUGCUCUUAUUCUCUUCCAUUUCAUUGCUUAUAGCUAAGAGAUUUCUAAGACAAUUACUUCCGCCCAUUGAGAUUUCACUAUGGUUACUUCCUGGGGCCUCAGUAGGUUUUCAAGAAUUUUGCAUUUUAAGGACUUAACAGUAGAACCUUCAGCACACCCAGCCAGGAAAGGGAAUUGGGACACUGCUGUGAGUUUGACCAUCACCUGCUUAUUAGAGCUUACAUUUUAUAAUACUCACAUCCCCACUGACUUCGCUUAUCUGCAAUGUAAAUAACAUCCUGCUUCAUUCAAGUUGAGAAUUUUGUUGUAAAUAGAUUUCUAUUUUAAAGGCAAAACUACUGUUAUAAAGUAGGAAUGUCAAAUUAUAAACUUUUAUCUUUAAUAGUUUUCUCAAGUGUAAAUCAAAGCCCAAAAUUAUUUAUAAUUACUUCUAAUAUCAUAGCUGUUGAGUAGCUAUUGAAUAGAAAUACAAAUUAUUUUAGCUUUUUCUCAGAAUGAUUGGAUUUGUUUUAAAUUUUUUCACUGUGGCUAGUUCAAAAAAUAAAAUGUAUAUAUUUAUAUAUAUAUUUAUUAAAAAAUUAUUUGCAAAUUUUAAUAUUAAGAGAAAUCCUGUCUUUUGUUUUAAAAAAUAUAUUUAAUUUAAUUCAUUAAUGCCACAACCCUGUUCAUUAUUAUGUUUUUAUUAGUACAGUAAUAAAAAAGAAAAACUUAAGUAUGACAUAAAGUAUUAUUCAGCAUUUCUUUACUCUAGUAAUUCUAAAUAUUUCCAUUUCAUAUUUUUUACAAUUAAUACAUCAUCCAUUCUAUUGGGAGUUCCUAAUUGUUCAAAUUAUUUUUGAAACGUCUCCUCUUUAUUAAUUGUAAAGACUCAUGGUGCUGAUGAGUUGUCAAGUCAGUCAGAAGUUUCAAAUCCAUUACUUAAUCCCUCUGCCGAGGCUGGGUGUGCAUUAGAUAAAAUUUCUGUAGAUUACAAACAAUUUUCUCACUUUUUAAUAAGUCAAAUGAUAUAUAGAAAGGCAUCUCAAUUUGCCUCUUGCCUUUCAAAUCUUUAACUAACGAUUAUUCCUAGUGGCCUAGAAGAUAGUGAGAUAGAAAGCGACUGCUAGAAUAAUUAGAUGCUGCUAGCGAAAUAAAACAAGAUAAUAAUUUUUAUUUUUAACACUCUUUGCUCCUGAAAACUAAGCUCCAUUUAAGACAAAUGUAGAAAAGGUUAGAUGGUAGAUUGAAUUUUCAGAGGCGCCAAAAAAGACAUACAGGAAACUACUAUUUGUGUGUUAGAUUUUUAUUUCUUGAGUCAUAUACCAUAUAUAUUUGUUGAAUAAUUUUUAUUUGUACUUUUUUUAGUAAUUAUUCAGUUAGAAUGCAUAAGGGCUGUGAUCAUGACUAUCUUGUUCAUCUUUCAUGCAAAUGCCAUUAAGAAUGUUUUCUUUCUAAUAUAUAUGAAAUCAUUGAGCGAAAUCACCAGAAAUUUUUUCGAAAAAAAAUCAUUCUAAAGCAAUGUUUCUUUUAUUUUGUUUUUGAAGUUCUACAGUAACUUAUCCUAAAACUUUAAUUUAAAAAAAUGAUAUUUUAAUAAAACUGUUUCAAUGAUUAUGUAAAUGUUUCAAAAUUUACUAAUAUCUUUCUAUGUGUAAUAUCUUUCUAUAUGUAAAAAUAUUUCAUUUUGAAUCGUUUUUAAUGGAAAUGUAAAGCUUGUCAAGAUUCCAUGAUCACACCCAUUCGAACAAAAUGUCCAUUUUGGAUCUUUUAUUUCAAAAAUUUUAUUGUACUUUGUUUAAACCAGGAUUUAUAAUAUCCUCAGCAAAUGUUUUUUAGCAAUUUUAGACGACACCGAGUGAUCUUACGGCUGUCUUGGCGCCUCUGUUCAUUUUAAAAAGAAAAAAAAAGUACUACUAUAAGUGCUCUUGAUUCAGUCUCUUUUGACAUUGUUGAAUCUAUUACAUUUUUCAAGUAGAAACUAUUCAUGAAAUGUAGAAUUAAUGUUAACCAUUUUAAAUUUUUUGCCUCUUUGGCGCAUGAAUUAAAGAAUCUAUUCCUAGAUCUUUAGGAAUGACUUGUUGAAUUAAUACUGAAAAACCAUUCAGGGCAUUUUUACAUUUUGCCCAUCUUUUCCUUGUAGAAUAGGUUUUCUCUCAAUUUUCCUCUCCUGUUGAGGAGAGGAAUGAAAAACAAUGUAAAGUUAUCCAUUUUCUAUUAUAAAGUUGAAUCUCCAUAUUUUUCUGAACUUACCCAAGAAAGAAUUUGCAAGUCUUUUGUUUCUUUAUGUGUGAUGUGAGCACUCAUUUUCUCCCACUUGAAUAGAAAUGCCUUCUCUGUGUUACAACUAUGAAAAGUGAAUUUUAAGAGCAAUAAUGUUAAAUGUUAUUUUCUGAAGCAGUUAAAACUGUGAAACACAGUUAUUCGUUAAAAUUAGUGUUUUGCACAGUUAUAUUAUUAUAAAAGAAAAUUAUGUUUAUUUAUGUUUGUUGUUAAAUGAAAGCAUUUAUGUUACCAAGGGCAAUGUUAGAAAUAAUGAUCCCAGAUGCCAAAGAUAAUUGUAUAGUGUUUCGACCUGGUUUUGCCCUGGGUCUGUGAAGCUGAAAUUAAUAUUGAAAGAUUAUGUUUAUUACUUGGUGAUUAACAGCAGCAGUGCUAUGGUGCUAUAUUGCAUGCUGAUAAGUUCUUGAAGAAUUGUUAUUCAAACUCUCAGGUAAUUUACAUUUUAUGAUAAAUCCAAUGAUUUUCCUGCAUUAAUUUUGUAGAGUAAACUUUUAUCUUGUUCUUGACUUUUUCUCCUUAUAAGCACCUUUUGCAUUCAAAUUUAACACAUAUUUCUAAAAUUCAACUGCAUUAUAACUUCCCUAACUCAGAUGCUAUUAAUAUUCGUAGUUACAAUUGAAUAGUAGAAAAUUUCUCUAAAAACAGAUAUAUUCUUGCCUUGCAUUUCAUUUCCAUUCAUUUUCAAAUUCAAGUUUUGAUAAAGAUGAAUGACAUUUGAAUUAAUACUCAAUAUUAUCUUUCUCUAACUCUUCUUUCAUAAAUUUUUAAAAAUUUACUUUAAAGAUAAUUUGUCAUAUUAUAUUUACAAAUCUUAGGAUAACUUAAUAUCAAUCCACUUUUGCUUCAAGUCUAAAAUUUCUCUUUGUUCCUUUUGUGCAUACAAAUUCUUACUUAUCUUUGAUAUGUGCCAUAUAUUGUUCUCAAAUAACUCAAGAUUUUUUUUUUUUUUUAAAAUUCAGAUAGCUAUAAAAAUUAUUGAAUAACAUUUAUGUAGUUUAGAAUAGUCAUCUUUAGGCUUUGCUUUUUAAGAAUAUGAUAUUUAUAUUCAUACCAUCUGUGGCAGUUGAAACAAAAAUUGUUUUGGACUGUUUCAAAUCUCAUUUGAUAAUGCUGCCAAGUUUGAUUUCUUUGUACGGAAUUUUAUAGCUUUUUGAAGCAAAAUGAUUUUUUUUUCGUGAUGAAUUCUAUUAGGCACCAUAUGGGGCAUUGAAUAGAGAAGGUAGCAUGAUCAAGUAAGAUUUGACAAUUGUCUGUUGUUUUUUAAUUCACUUUCUACCAGCAUUUCCUCCAUUUUCUUCCUUUUGCCUGAUUUACACUAGUCUGUAUAUUUUUUGUUGAUUUUCUAGAACUGUACAUACAAGUUAUUACCAUUAUAGAUUUUAUGUAGCUGUAAAUUAAGAGAGUGAAGAGAAUCUGCUAAAUUUUAUGUAGCGUGACAAUGUAAGCCCGGUGUUACUCAUCUGAAUUCUAUUGUAAUAUUUUGCAUGUUUUUCAUUUUUCUUGUGUGCUGUGAAAAUUAUAAAUUAUAGUAUUCGUUUUUCAUCUUCGAACGCUGUUUUGUUUUGAGUUCUAUUCUCAGGAUGUGUGGAGAGACAUUCACAUGUUUUGCAAAAGUUAGUCUUCCUCCAAUAACUACCCUUGCAUUCUCAUUUUUCAUGAUGCUUUGAAAUGCAUUAUUUUAAAUUCAUGUAUGUAUUUGUGUAUAUAAUGUGCAUUGUACAGCUUUAGUUAGAAGUUUUUAAUAUAUUGCAUUAGGAAAGUUUUCUUAACAUGAUAUAGAUUUGAGUUUUGUAGUCGGGCAUUCUUGCUGAGGCAUUUACUUUCUGUGAUGUUUUAUGUGGUAGAGUGGCUUUACAACUUGUGUUAUUAACAAAGAUCAAGUGCUUUCUUAAAUAUUGCGAAAGCUAAUGCUUGACAGUGAUUACUGGAAGCAAUAAUAUUUCUAUUUCAUAAAUAGUACUUUAAGAAAUCUAUUUUUAUUGAAAUUAUGGCAGUGAUGUUUCUUGUAACAUGCAACAAACUCUUUUAGUCUCCUACUUUUUAUUUAUUAAAAAAGUUUCAACUGAUUAUGAAAUACAUGUUCUUUCAAUAUAAGGUCAUGUAUAUGAAAUACAUGGCCUUUCAUAUUAAGUUUAAGGUAAUCAUAGUGUAAACGGUGAUGUAACUAGAUAAUAUAGGGGCCCCUGACAGAUAUUUAGGAUGGGGGCCAUUAGAAAAUGAAAAUCAUUACAUAUUGAAGAAAUGUUUCUUUUUUGUAAUGCUUAAUUACACUUUACUGAUUGAUUUUAAAGACCCUAAAUUUAAAAAUAUAUAUUAGGAAACAAUUCAAUACUCAUUGAAUGUCUGUUGAAUUUUUGUAGAACACUUACUAUUGGAGUGUAUAUAGAGAUUAAUUUAAUUUUAUAUUUACCACAGUGUUUACUUCAUUAAUAAACUUAAUUAAUUUUCUGUCCUGAAGAAUAUGACAGGCAUAGUGUUUGAUAUGCGCCAUAUAGAUUGUAUUGCAGUGUCUGAACCCCUGGCAUUCUGCUACUGUAUGGUUACAUCAUUAAAUGAAAUAUUCUGUUUCAUGAUGAGACAUUAAAUGGAAUUUAUUGUGAUACUAGAAAUUAUAAUCAGUAAUUAAACAGUCGUAUAUUUGAAAUGGUGUAUGAUUGUUUGCACAUUUUCAAAAUAAAUUUUUUUGAAAUAAUGUAAAAAGCAUUUUUAUAGCAAAUGUUUUUUUAAUACUAUUUUAGAAUCUGUUAUUUCUCCAGGCAUGGAUAUUUUACAAGUUUCAGUAGUUCACUUUGAUAUGUGUUGGUCGAUCUAGAAUGAUCUUAUAUACUGGUUUUAACCUAUUUUAUUCUAGUAUCAUGAAGCAGCUUUGUUACAGAAUGCUUUUAAAGAAACAUUUCUGUUUUAAAACUGUAGUUCAAAUAAUCAAAACAGAUAAUUUAUGUCUUAAUUAUUGUCAAUUAAAAAGUGGAACUUUGAGGGUUAAUAUUUCAGAAUAAGAGCUUAAAACUUCUUUGAAACCUAUUUAACCAAUUUCAGAAAUAUUUGUUAUAUGUAUUUUAAAUAUUGAUUUUGCUUUCAUAUGUGUGUUAUUUAUUCUUUUAAUUAAUUUUCUCCUUUUUCUUUUAAUUUUUAUUUUGUAUGCUCUGUGUUUUAGUAUGCUAGCGAAAUCCAAAAAUUUUUUUAAAGAGUUUUAUUUAUACACAUAAAAAAUUCUAUUUUAAAUUGCUAUAUAUGUAUGAAAGUUGCUUGUAGCUGUCUUUUAGUCAUGUAAGUGCCAAUUGUUUUGUUAUUAUUUUUUUAAAAAUCAGAUUGCUUGUUGAAUCGUACAGUUGUAAAUAGUGUAUGUUUUGUUGUUACUUCCUUGUUAUAGAAAUUUGUUGAUAAGUUAUUUUUAAAAAAUUGAAUGAAUUCUUUUGUGUAAAAACACAUUGCAUUGGUAAAUACUUUUGUAAAUUUGAGGUGAUAUUUAUUUAAUUACUUGUUAUGUUUUUCUCUUUAUAGUUAUUAUUUUGAAGCUUAUAAAAUAGCGAAAGUUCACUUAUAAAGAUAUUUAAAUCUCUAAAAUAUUUAAAAUAAAUAAUAACUAAAAAUAUUUCAGAAAUAAAAUAUUGUAGAUAGUGUAAUAUCUGAUAUCUUUUAAUAAUUAUAUAUAUUUUUUUCUGUAUUUGAAAAUUAAAUUUCUUCUUAUCUUUCUGACCUUAAAAUCAGCUCAAUGAAUUUUCUAUCAAAAUUAAUGAUGCAAAUUUAUUUUGCAAUAAAGACUAAACAUAUGAUUUAUGUACUGUAUUUAAAAUCUAUGCAUCCCUUUUUUUCACUGUUAUUAUUGAAAUGUUUAAUAUUGCAGUACUACUAUCCGGUGUUUCUUAUUCUAGUCUAAAAGUACAUAUAUUUUGUUUAAGAUGUCCAAAAUUAAUCAUGUUAUUUCAGUGCCUCUGCAUAUUAAUUGCUCUAGUUUUAUACAUGUUCUUGUUCUCAAAGUUUGUGUAUUUAUAUUAGUGAAUUUACCUGCUGCGCUUGUCCCCUGAUCUUAGACAUACGGACAUUAUGCUGUACAAGUAAAGAAAAUUUCUUCAAGCAAACUUAAUUGCAUCAGAAUUUCUUAUUGAAAUCAAUAUGUGAUGCUGUUUCCUGACUUAUGUGAACGGUUGUUGAUAUUUUUCUCAAAACUGCAGGAAAAUAAUUUCUUUCAGAAUAAAUUUCACAUCUAAUGAAACCUGAAGCUGAAUGUUUGGAAUGGUGUUAUCUCCAAAAUAUGGUUUCUCCAUUUUUAAUUGUUGCCUUUGAGUCAUCUGUUUUCAUGAAGCAAUAAUAUUAACAGUAUUUUAUGAAUAAUGUUGAGCUCAUCUAUGCCAAGUGCCUGAUAUUUUAUACAGUAUUUGCCUCUAUUAUCAGAUGUUAUGAAGAUAUUUCUUCCUAUUAAAUGCUUUCUCUAUAUUAUUAGCAAUAACAUUUGUACAUAUGCCUUAUAAAUAUUGGUAGAUGUAAUGUAGUGUGUUUAGAUUUAUUGCUAGUAAUGAUGCUGUAGCUAUUCAAACGACCCUUUCUUUCUCCACUGAACUUAAUCUCUGUUGUUAAAUUGCAGAUCUUUUGAAAUGUUGUGUAUUCUAAUCUGAGUAUUAUCUGUGAUAGAGUUUUAGGGUUCCUUCACUUUAGAUACAGUAAUUUUUAUUUAAAGUGUCUAUCUCCCUUCAAAUAAACAAAAAAAAAAAUCUUCUAAAAUCAUUUAUAUUCAUUGCUGGAAUGAUUUUAUUUUUUGAAGCAAAAACCAUAUAGUUCUUAGGCUAUUUUUUUAUUAUUAUUAUUCUUAAGAAUUAGAUCAUAAUGAAUUAAUAUAAUCAAUGACCAAAACCUACUGGUAUUUCAAGGAAGCCAUUAUUUUAAUAUAUGUGAUUAUAACAUUUGAAGGUUUGCAAUAAAAUAUCUAAAAAAAUAUUACAGAAUAUAACCACAAUAAAGAAAUGCAAGUUAUUGCUACUUACCUCGAAUAAUUUCUUUUAUGAAAAAGUUAAGUAAAUAACUUUGAAUUAAAAAGGAGGGGGCUUUAUUUUACUGCAAUAAGCAUAAUUAUAAUGAUAAAGAAAUGUUAAGUCCAUCUCUAAAAUAAUAAUAAUAAAUAAAGUUUAAAUUUUCCCUAAUUUUGUUAGCAUAUUAGGUUUUAUAAAUUUACUUGGUCUCUUAACUUGUUUAAAUAUUACUUAAUUUGUUUAAAUAUUAUUACUAUAUGUCUAUUAAAUUUCAUUUGUAAUGUCCAGUCAGUCCAUACAUUACCAUCAAUUCCUAAAUAUUAUGUCAAAAUCUGUGGUUACUGAUGUUAAUUUUUUAAUAUUUAAAGUAAUAAUAUUAAUAUUGUAUACUAUUAAUGUAUUUCAUGUAAUGUGAUUAAGAGUUCUUGUAUUUAAUUUCCUUUAAUAAAAUCCAAAUGAAAGUAAAGUUUAAUAUUCCAAUUCAUUUUUAAAAAGUAAUGUUCAAAAAGUCUUCAUUUUAAAAAUUAUUGCCAUAUCUAGAAAUAUUUUAUGCAGAAAUGUAGAAUAUCAAGUAAAUUUAAUUAUCUUAAAAGCUUGAUUUUUUUUAAAAAGAAAUAUAUACCAUUUUCUUGAGUAUUUUGAAUUGUAAUCCUUUGAUAUUUGUUAUGCUGAUUGAUGGUAAUGUGGAUGGGAAAAAAAUUAUUCCAAAUUGAAAGCCAAUUAAGAACUGUAAAUCUAAAGUAUAUAGAGCAAAAGGAUAUAUUCAUGAAUCCCCCCCCCCUUAUUAUUAUCUUGCCUUGCUCUAGUCUUGGGAGGUACUGUGUUCUGAAGGAUGUUCACUGGAGAUAGAGUGGAAAUGUUUGUUUGAAUAUCUGCAGCUCAUUUUAGUGUGCACUCCUCAGCAAGCGAUGCCCAGUUGUAAAGUUUUCUGAGUCAAAUAUGUUCAUGAUGGUGUGGACCACGACCAUUCGUGGUGUAUAAUGUUUUAUCUCGUAUUUUUUUUUGUUGCAUGAAAAGGUUUU